UCUGCUUGAGAUUUUUCAGAAGAUUUUAAGUUAUACAUGUAGUUAGUUAUAGAUGUAGGCAUACACUUGUCUUUUAUCAUUAUUGACGCCAUAGUUAAACAGUGAAUAAAAGAAAAAAACAGAUAGCCAGAAAAAAAAUAAUCAAGAGUUUAUUUCUGACUGGAGUUAUAGCCUAGCCUACAGUUUGUGAUUUUAUGAUCCCGGGUUGCAUCAUGCAUCUUUUCAGAAAAUCUGAGCAACUGUGGAGUGGAAAGGUGUCUCUUCUCAAAAGAUCACGGUCUCCUCGUCACCAGUGCAAUGGCGCAGGAUAUAUGCAUAUUUCUAUUUUCUUUGACCGCGUUCGCCGUCCUCUAUAUAAUGAACAAUGUCCCCGCGUUUCAGGAGCCAAUGGUGGUCCUGGAGAUAGGAGUGGGAGUGCUUAUAGCUGUGUUCUUCUUGGUGUACCUGGCUACCCGCCUCAACCCACCAAAAGAUGUUUUCUUCUAUGUGUUUGCUGAGUUUUCCUUCACGUGCAUCAUUGACCUGGUGAGUGCCAUGGAGUACGAUGGCUUCGCCUCAGGAUUCAUGGAGUUUUACCAAAAGACGGGGGAGCCAUACCUCGGCACCAGCUAUGCUAUUAUGAUGUGCUACUGGGAUGGCAUUGCACACUUCCUCAUGUAUCUGGUCAUGGUGCGACGCAUGUCCAAGAAAAAGCCAUACCGCAACCUGGGGCUAUUUUGGGCAGGCUCUUUGGUGGGCAACAUGGUCGUGUUUGUGGCUGGCAUUGUCGUAGGUAAAUAUGGCUUGGAGCUCCGGCCUGCCUUUUGGCUCAACAUGCCCUUCCUCUUAGUACCUAUGUGGGGGGCAGUGUCCUUCUUCAGAAGGCCAAGGGAUCCUACUGCCAUUACGCUGGCUAAGAUAGAGAGAAAGCACAAAGUAUCCCUGCUGUGGCGGCCCCUAGACAUGCUACUAGUCAUUGGUCUGUGUGCGGCUAUGGCCUUCACCCUCUUCAGGGGUCUGGUUGUUCUCGGCUGCCCACUGGAGGUAUUCACUUCCUACACAACCUUAUAUGAGCCAUAUCUGAAUGAUCCAGUCGCAUACCCCAAAGUGAUGAUGCUGUGUUUCCUGUUCUACGCGCUGCCACUGCUGGGGUCCUUUGUGUACGGGCUCUGGACACCUGGGUGCACCUGGAUGCUGGACUGGACGGUGUUCGUCGCUGGAGCAAUGACCCAGUGCCAGUGGUCCCAUAUUGGGGCCUCGCUUCACCCUCGCACCGCCGACAUGUACCACAUCCCUCCGUCAUCCCUGGUCCCGGUGCUCCUGGCCAACGUGAUGUACGCCGCGGUGCCUCUGCUGCUGGCCAAGCGCUGCACCAGCAACCCCGCCUUCUUCAUGUCCGCCACGGCACUCACACAGUCCAACAAUGAGAAAAAAGUCAAUUAAACUUGAAUUGAAGUGUG
This is a messenger RNA of Alosa alosa (allis shad), 1439 nucleotides long. RefSeq names its product transmembrane 6 superfamily member 2b (gene tm6sf2b). The coding region runs from base 298 to 1422 and encodes 374 amino acids. The transcript is spliced from 10 exons. The record is from RefSeq and is a predicted model, not a curated record. Gene Ontology annotation, biological process: lipid homeostasis; regulation of lipid metabolic process. NCBI's taxonomy places the organism in Eukaryota, Metazoa, Chordata, Actinopteri, Clupeiformes, Clupeidae. Gene Ontology annotation, cellular component: endoplasmic reticulum-Golgi intermediate compartment membrane; endoplasmic reticulum membrane.